Cooperia oncophora is the source of this 612-nucleotide messenger RNA. NCBI's taxonomy places the organism in Eukaryota, Metazoa, Nematoda, Chromadorea, Rhabditida, Trichostrongylidae. The record is from the annotation of a GenBank genome assembly.
AUGAGGAAUUGGAAACAAACUAAUUUAUUCCAGAACGACCAGUUCCUUGUUGCCGCUCUCGAAGAAGCACUGGAAGCUGACGCGGUGGCUUCCAGCCAUCCACUCUCCUUCAGGGUAGACAAAGCUGCGGAAGUGUCUGAAGCGUUCGACUCAAUUACAUACGCUAAAGGAGGUUCAGUGCUCACAAUGCUGAAGGCUUUGAUUGGCGAGGAAAACUUCAAACAAGCUAUUACGAUGGGUUACCCAGUGGUUACUGUAGAAACUCUCAAUGCAACGACGUUGAAAGUAACGCAAAAUCGUUACAAGAAGAAUAAAGAUGCUCAGGAGCCAGAAAAGUAUAGCAAUCCGAAAUACGGGUCAGCACUAUCUCUGAGAUUCAAGUGGGAUGUUCCUCUUUGGUAUCAGGAGCACGACGUCAAGGAUGUAAAGCGAACCUGGUUGCCAAGAGAACAACCGCUGUAUUUGCACGUGAGAAAUACUGAUAAACCCAUUGUGGUGAAUGCUGAUCGGCACGGAUUCUACCGGCAGAACUAUGAUAGCGAUGGUUGGAAGAAAAUCAUAGGACAAUUCAAUAAGGAUCAUAAGGUAUUCACUUAUACUCUUUUUAUGUGA